This is a messenger RNA of Arctia plantaginis, 318 nucleotides long. The record is from the annotation of a GenBank genome assembly. Lineage: Eukaryota; Metazoa; Arthropoda; Insecta; Lepidoptera; Erebidae.
AUGAAUAACGGAAUAAAACCUACCCGUUUGUGGUAUCUUACGGGGAGGAAGCAUUUCAUGUCUUUGAUCAACGGGCGUUUGUCCGUGCAACCGAAAAAUCAACAUCCGAGAAACGAUUAUUUUAUGCUCAUGGCUUUCUUAUUUCCUGGCGUUUUUGGAAUUGUCUAUUCCUAUUUAGAAUAUGGUCCACCCAAAGGUUGUAUAGGGGGGGAAAAGAAGUCUGAAGAUGCAGUCAAAGAUCCACCCUGCCCUCCUGUACCGUGCCCACCUAUACAGAAACCAAAACCUCCACCUAAAUGUCCUUCUUGUGAAGAUUAA